Lasiosphaeria miniovina is the source of this 1206-nucleotide messenger RNA. Its product is annotated as argininosuccinate synthase. The coding region runs from base 1 to 1206 and encodes 401 amino acids. Gene Ontology annotation, cellular component: cytoplasm. NCBI's taxonomy places the organism in Eukaryota, Fungi, Ascomycota, Sordariomycetes, Sordariales, Lasiosphaeriaceae. The transcript has 3 exons. Gene Ontology annotation, molecular function: ATP binding; argininosuccinate synthase activity. The record is from RefSeq and is a predicted model, not a curated record. Gene Ontology annotation, biological process: L-arginine biosynthetic process; urea cycle.
AUGGGCUUGGAACAUGUGCUGGGGGGCCUCCUCCGGCAGAAUGAUAGGCCUAUUGAAAGUUUUGGGCAUAUUGCGGAAUAUGACAGCAGAGAUACUCCUGUUGUCACCAUGUUUAGCGGCGGCUUGGACAGCACCUACUUGCUCCUAAAGCUUCAGCAGCUGGGCUUUACCAAUGUCCACGCGGUCGUGGUAGAUGUCGGGGGACCCGUUGACGAGGACCAGCUGACCAAAUCCGCCGCCCAUUUUGGUGCUACACUCAAACACCUCGACGGGCGGGAACUCUUUGUCCAGAAAUGUGUCAUACCGGCAAUCCGCGCUCACGCGAAGUAUCUGGGCAUGUAUCCAGUCAGCAGUUCACUCUCCCGUCCCGUCAUUGCCCGGCUGACCGCAGACUACGCCAAAACCUUGAAUGCCGGUCUAUUGCUCCAUACCGCAAACCUGUCCCAGAACAGUCUGCCCCGACUCAACAAUAGCAUUCGGCGCUAUGGCUUCCCUGGAAAAUUCGGAAGCCCAUAUGUCCGUUCGGUCGUCUCGCGGGAGCAGAAAGCACGGGAGCUGUCUGCAGUCGGACUGACCUUCAUGUCUGACCGCAAGCUGAGUGGCGACGAGAAUUUGUGGUGCCGAGAGUUCGAAGCUGGUCCGCUGGACGAUCCGGAGAGUUUCGAUAUUCCAGAAGAUGCCUAUCAGUGGACGGCGCACUGCGGACGUCACGCGCCUAAAAAGCUUACGCUUACCUUCGAGAAGGGUAGUCUCGCCUCUGUCAAUGGUGAUAGACUGCCCCUUAUGGAAGCCAUCGCGCUGCUGAACAAGGAGGUGGGCAAGUUUGGUCAUGGCCGUUUUGUUGGCCUUGAGCCUAUUGGAACCGACGAGAAGGUCCUAGAAGUUCGUGAAGCUCCGGCCGCCACCAUCAUCAUGGAUGCACUCCGCCAUCUGGAGGUCGCCACGUUGGAGAAACAAAAAUGGGUCGCGGAAGCCAUUUCCGGUCGCUGGGAAAGCACGUGCCAUACUAUGUGUGACACGGCGAUCGCUUCCGCUCUGGAGGGAGUGGGUGGCAGCGUGACCUAUCGCAUCGACCACAUGCGUUACCUCCCGUGUUCCAUCGUGGCAGACACUCCUCGCUAUAUCAGGGAUCGAGACCAGUGGGAAUGCGAAGAAGGCCCCUUCACGCGGUCGCAGUCGCUGAAUGAGGCUCGAUCAGUAACGUAG